CGCCACGCAACACGCCGCCGCUCUCGCUGCUCACACCAACUCCCGCGCCGCGCCGAGAGGAAGGGAGCGAGCGCUCCGGGAGCGCGCGCGCUUUUUCGGGAAGAAAAGGGACGUCGACGCCGCGCGCCGCUAGCGCCGCGAUUGUUGUUGUGUCACGCCGGCUCUUGGGAACAUGUGAGCGCCGCCAGACACUUCUUGUAACUCGUCGCGGCAGCCUGCUCUUCGCCGUGCUUCGCAGAGGCCGACAUCGCGUGGGCCACUGACGUCGUGUUCGUUGUGAUCGUGUCGCAAGAGUGACAGCGCCGGCGUUGACACAUACGGAGCCGGACAAGUCUUCACAAUGUGACUCGAUUGUCCGCUUUCUCGCCUGGAGUGACUGAAGACCGUUGUUCCUGUUUCGCUUUAUAUUUUUGUCCUCGUUUGUCGUCCUCACUUUCCUUGCACUCGGAAGACGACCAGCCGAGAAAGAAGCGAAGGAGGCGGCGGCUGAAGGUGAAAGAGAGAAGAGAGAACGAGGAGUUGCAUCGCGUUCGCUUGUCAAUCAGUUCGAUGAACACGGUGACAGCGAGAGAGGUGGUUCUCUGACGUUCGUCCGAACCGUCUGCGAGAACGCUGUGGCCUGCUCGCCAAUCAUGGCUCACAAGGCGGCGGACACUGGUGGCGUGUGGUCAAGCUUGCUCGUACUGUUGGUGUUCAUUGCAGGUGCGGCCCAGGCGACCACCGCCAGGCCUCGGUUCCUGAGCGGUAUCAAGAACGUCACUGUCGCACAAGGUCGCGAAGCCACUCUCGAGUGUCACAUUGAGAACUUGGGCAAAAACAAGGUGGCGUGGAUCAAGAUGGACACGGAGACCUUGCUCACGUACCACCGGCAUAUCAUCGUCGGCGAGCCGCGGCUGCGGGUCAGCGACAACAACGAGCGCCACUGGCAGCUGCACAUCCGCAACGCGCAGCCCUCGGACAAGGGCUUCUACAUGUGCCAGAUCAACACCGAGCCGAUGAUCACAGAGAUCGGAUUCCUCGACGUGCUCGUACCGCCUUCCAUCCUUGACGAGGAGACGAGCUCGGACGUCACAGUGGACGAGGGUUCGCGCGUGAGCCUGCGCUGCCGUGCCAGCGCCUACCCGCCUGCCACUAUCCUCUGGCGGCGGGAGGAUGGUCGGGAGGUCAACCUCGAGCGAUACAGUGGCCGCAAGAACUCCGUGAUGACGGUGGAAGGAGAGUUCCUCAACAUAAGCCAAGUGAACCGAGAAGACAUGGGCGCCUACCUGUGCAUUGCCAAGAACGGAGUUCCACCUUCGGUCAGCCAAAGGAUACUUUUGCAAGUGAACUUCCGGCCCAAGAUCCGCGUCUCGGAGCAGUUGGUGGGCGCCGCGGUGGGCACCUCGGUGUUCCUCGAGUGUGUGGUGGAGGCCUCACCGCGGCCGCUGACCGCGUGGAUCCGCGGAGACGACCAGAUCCUGCUCCGGAGCAAGAAGUACGCGAUUUCGGAAGAGGUCGACUCCUACCGCAUACGCAUGCGCCUCCAGAUACACGACCUGCGACAGUCGGACUACGGCCGCUACAAGUGCCACGCCAAGAACACCUUCGGGGAGAAAGAGGGCUUCAUACGCCUGCACGAUAUUCCACAUCCGACAACUCUGGCCCGACCGACGCCAGCAACAGAGGCCGUGGUGCCCAGAACCAAGGUGUCAGGCCGAGAUGACCUGCAGAGGUUAAGGGCGCAAGCGGACCUUUCGAUAACGGCCACGAAGUCAUUCCUCGACGAAAACGCCCAGGACUCUCCGCAGCCCGGUGUUGGACUUCCUUCCAAUGAACAAAGCCGGUCGGGGCACAGGCCGCUUGAUCGGGUACACUUCGAGCCACCAGAAAGGAAUCGAGGUGGCUCAUCCUCAGAUUCGUCCAGAAACGUCCCAAGCUUCCGCUGCUGCUCGUGUCCACUGCUGCUCUGGAGCACCGCACUGUUCUUCGUGUACCGGUGGCCGCUGUAAGCGAGAAGAGCGGAGAAUACGCAGGGAAGUGACGCGAGCCUCCGCUGAGCGGAUUGAGGACAAUCCGCCGCAGCGUUGAUGCCUCCAGCAAUGUGCAAUACAGCCGCAGAAAGCGACACGCCAACGACAACAAAGCGGAUGUGGUGCUCAGGACUCCCAACGUCGUCGUCACUCGAGUGCGAAGCCGACCAGUUACUUUUUGGCUGGUGUCCAGCCAAUGGGGGUCGCAGUUUCUUCUCGGCGGUUUAUCGAGUGAAGGCGAUUCGUUAUCGUCACUCAGAGUGCGCAGAGUUGGCGGAAUGGAUGUGAUUGCAUACGAAAAGUCUGAGACGUGGAGUAGAGUGAGACGAUGUGUUUUUGUUUUCAUUGUGGUAUUUCAUUCCACGGAAUUGUUUUUGCCCAGGCCCGUAACGUCGUUCCAAAAUUACGAUAGAUUCACCACGUACGUGUGAUGUCCAGUUGCGUCCACAUUGAGGUAAAAGAAUGGUACCGGUGUUUGCAUGGGUGAUAAGCUUUUUUACUAUUAUUAUUUUUAACUAAGCACACACGAACACAAUUUUGAGGUUCCUUCCGAGUGCAGCCUUACCAAAUUCGUUGCUGUGCCAGCUCUGUAUUCGAUGGUAAAUAGUUUGAUUUGUCAUGUUUAAAAUUUCUAUGGUUUUACCAACUCUUUUCUUGCCGGUUUUUAUUGCAUGCCUCUGUAUUCGUCCGGCUCUACGCAGAAAACGACUUUAGAAAAUGUGAAGCUCUAACACUUUAGGACAAACGCGUUUCCGAAAAAAACGUCUUCAUGGUUAGUAACAAAGAAAAUAACGCACCUGUUGUUUCAGCAACAAGCACUCACUUCUCGCUAAUUUUCGCAGCAACACUCACAAUGUCCCUCAAUUUUCUGUUUUGCUUUCUUUUAUGCGACGAGUUUAUUUCCCUCUCACCCCAGUUUGAUUACGUGCAACGACCGGCAUGCAGAAUUUGCGAUCUGUGUGUUACCACAUCUUCGGUACUUAAUUACAAAAUCCUUACACUAUCUAACAAAAUAGACAAACACUUCGUUUUUCACAUGAAAUUAUGAAAGCUGAGAUUUUUCCAGUUUCUUCUUAAGAUAUACAGUGAUGUUGUCUGGUUUUUAAUCUUUCGCAGCUUCAAAUAAUACAGCGGCAAGUGAAUGACUUGUGACUGCGUAAAACUUUUACUUACAAAUUUUAUGGUGUGUAAGAGACUAUAUAGAGUCCUGUAACAAGGUUAUAAAUGUUGGAAUCCUGCUUUCGUAAUUUGAGCUAUUAUCAAUUGUCCCGUUUUGUUCAUAACUGUGCUGGCACUUCACGCGAGCUCGUUUACUGAAGGGUACGCUUCGUCUUGUUUUUUACCAAGGCCCCUGUAAAAAACAAACAUCGAGCUUAAUCAUCCCUGUUUCAGCUUUCGUGUAGUCGGACUUGUCUGGACUAUUAAUUUUUUAUGUGCAGUACGAGGUAUAAGUUAGGUAAGGCAGAAGGCUAAACAACCUCGGCGCACUUCGAAUUACGUGCGUUGGACAAUUCUGCCAAACCCACUUCACCAUUCAUUUUUUUUUUUCGAAACAGGGGUGUGCUCACCUUUGAGCGCUAGUCACACCAAUUCACCAAACAAAUUGGCAAAGUUCAAUUUGCGGGAAGUGGUUCUUGGAAACUAAGAUAGAGCGUUAAAGAUAUAUUGAUCUUGAAUUCAGUAGCGGCACGGCGGUCGUACAUAUCAGAAAGCGUCACAUGCACGCACAUAUCGCCAAAGUGCAAUUUCCUAAUGAUCUAAUGCACAAGUCAACAAGAUUCUUUGGAGUGUUAAGAAGGGGAGUCAAUUCUAUCCUCUCAAUUUAUGGGUGAUUUUAUGCGCGCCCUAUAUUCUAGACUCCAGCGGUCACCAUUAGCAUAACUUCAUGCAACCUCUUUCUUUUUCAUUGAAUGGCACAAUAAGAUAUCAUGUCAUUGUGCAAAACUUAUCUGAUAGUUGUUUCUUUAUGAGAUUGUGGAAAUGUUGAAAAUUAGUGACGCUGUUUGAGCGUCUUGUGUACGGAGAAUGGAGCAUUAAGAUAAAUAUUACUUAUUCAAGUAAAUAUCGUUUCUAUCGUAAAUCUUGGUUGGUUGAGUCUUUAUUCUGAAACGUCAACAUCGUUGAAGAAACGUAAAUGCUACUUAUUCGCAAACAAAAGUCAAAAUAAGGGAACACUCUUGAAGGGAAUUGUUCAUAGCAAGUGCAUUGAAAGAACUACAAGAAUAUGUUGCAAGUUGUAUUUGGUGCGGUCAAAUGUAAUCCGCUGAGCAGUUCGGCUGGAGAAAGCACAGCCUAUCGCGUAAAUUGAACAAAAUUAGAGUGGCGGAGUUUUUGUUUUAUUCCCUCGGUCGCAAGCGUAAUUUGUUUUUUUGACCGAAACUCUGUCUGGAACAUAUAACCCAGAUCAUGUACAGAUUAUGUCGAAACAAAGUGCGGCUUGAAUUUUUUGUGCACGCAAAUGAAGGCGUCGUGUUUAGAGAGUGUAUUCUAUAGAGUUGACGACGUCGACUGCGUGCGCACCGUGGGCAUCCAACCGUCCCGCUGUGAAGCACUGUGGUCGCGUCGAGUGUACAUAUCCAACUAUGUUGAGCAAGAAUGAAUAAAGAAAAGGUUACAAAAAAAGAAU
Dermacentor silvarum is the source of this 4635-nucleotide messenger RNA. Its product is annotated as lachesin. The record is from RefSeq and is a predicted model, not a curated record. Lineage: Eukaryota; Metazoa; Arthropoda; Arachnida; Ixodida; Ixodidae. The transcript has 10 exons. Gene Ontology annotation, cellular component: neuron projection. The coding region runs from base 633 to 1988 and encodes 451 amino acids.